CUACUUCUACUGCUACUGCUACUACUAGUUAGUUCAGAGAGCAAUAAAAUAAGAACGAUGGGUAGAAAUCCUCGGUGUUCUAAGGAUGGACUGAACAAAGGGGCUUGGAUGGAAGCAGAAGACAAGUUGCUCUUGGAUUACAUCAAGAACCAUGGUGAAGGCAAAUGGAGUAAUGUUGCUAAAGAAACAGGUCUAAAGAGAUGUGGAAAGAGCUGCCGGCUUCGUUGGAUGAACUAUCUGAGACCUGAUAUCAAAAGAGGCAGCAUUUCAGAUGAUGAAGAAGAACUAAUCAUCAGACUCCAUAAGCUCCUUGGAAACAGAUGGUCUCUAAUAGCAGGAAGACUUCCCGGGCGAACAGACAAUGAAAUCAAGAAUUACUGGAACUCCAACUUGUCCAAGAAAAUGGCACAAGCCGCUCAGACUUCAUCUCUGUCCAAAUGCAAUAUCAUUCUCCAUAAAACCCCUGACCAGACGCAGCCACAGCAACAAUUCAGUAGGGCCAACACUGUCUUUCCACCGCAGCUUCCACCUACUACAACUGCUGGUACGGCCGGUCCGGUAGUACAUGAUAGAAGGCUUGAUGAUUUCUCUAAUAAUGAAGCCAUGAAUAAUACCAACGACUUGGUCAAGGCUAUUAACUCUGUCGACUCACAAAUGACCAGCGAAGAUGGUUCAGCAUCCACAACAGCUACUACAAAUACCACCGGCGACGGUGAUGAUCAUUUGGGAAGUUCGCCAACGAAUUUUAUGAUUGAUUUCAACACUGAUGAUCAUGAGGACUUCUGUAAGAUCCUGGACUGUGACUUUGGGAAUCUGAACAAUGCCAUUGAUGGAGAUGAUGAUCGUCACGGCAGUCCGGUUUUGGUACUACCUAAGCAGAUGAUGGACAAGAAUAUUCAGGCUGCUGAUUUUGGUUCAUUGGCAUCAUUUCUGGAGUCCGAUGAUGAUUGGCUUGGUGAUGAUCUAAAUGUCAUGUUGAGUUAAUUAUCUUUGUGGUUGUACGAUAUCAGACAUCUACAUAAAACGUGUGUGAGCUUUAUUGCUUCCCAUGAUGAGCUUCUAGAUUCAGUAGUUACUAUUUAGAUUUUUUUUUGCUGUAGCUAGCUAGGCCCUCAUCAUGUUUAGUUGGAAUGGUGUGAAUAAAACCUAGUAAUAAGUGCCACCAAAUCCCA
Argentina anserina (silverweed cinquefoil) is the source of this 1172-nucleotide messenger RNA. RefSeq names its product transcription factor MYB1-like. Bases 58 to 984 code for a protein of 308 amino acids. The record is from RefSeq and is a predicted model, not a curated record. The transcript is spliced from 3 exons. NCBI's taxonomy places the organism in Eukaryota, Viridiplantae, Streptophyta, Magnoliopsida, Rosales, Rosaceae.